GCUAUCGCGAGAGAACACGAGAGCCAUUCUCGUCAAAAGAAACGGGACAACAUGGAGUGCUUACUCGGGAUUCAGGGCAAUGGUUUCGUUAUUUUGGCCGCCGACAACAUAGCUGCACGCAGUGUUCUGGUCUACAAGCACGACCAUGACAAGAUGCACAAGUUGAGUGAUAAGAUCCUGAUGGGCUGUACAGGGGAGUCUGGAGACACGGUACAGUUUGCUGAGUACAUCCAGAAGAACAUCCAGCUGUACAAGAUGAGGAAUGGUUACACCCUGUCACCCCACGCUGCUGCCAACUUCACCAGGAAAAACAUGGCAGACUACCUCCGCAGCUCGACCCCAUACUUUGUGAAUCUCCUGAUUGCUGGCCAUGAUGACACAGCAGGUCCACAGCUGUAUUUCCUGGACUACCUGGCCUCGCUCAACAAGGUGCCGUUUGCAGCACAUGGCUACGGCGGGUUCUUUGUGCUUAGCGUCUUCGACAAAUACUACAGGGAAGAUAUGACCAAAGAUGAGGCUGUAGAACUGCUGCACAAGGCAAUUGCUGAGAUCCAGAAGCGUUUCAUCGUAAACCUGCCCACCUUCAGUGUACGGAUGGUGGACAAAGACGGAAUUCACGACUUAGAGCCAAUACCAGCCAGACCAAUUCCAUACUAAAUAGUCCUAUCUGCACCA
Messenger RNA from Branchiostoma belcheri (Belcher's lancelet), 675 nucleotides. RefSeq names its product proteasome subunit beta type-2-like. Gene Ontology annotation, biological process: proteasomal protein catabolic process. Gene Ontology annotation, cellular component: proteasome core complex, beta-subunit complex; nucleus; cytosol. Gene Ontology annotation, molecular function: peptidase activity. Lineage: Eukaryota; Metazoa; Chordata; Leptocardii; Amphioxiformes; Branchiostomatidae. The coding region runs from base 52 to 657 and encodes 201 amino acids. The transcript is spliced from 7 exons. The record is from RefSeq and is a predicted model, not a curated record.